Belonocnema kinseyi is the source of this 522-nucleotide messenger RNA. RefSeq names its product regucalcin-like. Gene Ontology annotation, molecular function: calcium ion binding; gluconolactonase activity. Lineage: Eukaryota; Metazoa; Arthropoda; Insecta; Hymenoptera; Cynipidae. The record is from RefSeq and is a predicted model, not a curated record. The coding region runs from base 1 to 522 and encodes 173 amino acids. The transcript is spliced from 3 exons. Gene Ontology annotation, biological process: L-ascorbic acid biosynthetic process.
AUGAAGGACAUCAUUACGAGCAGUGGGUUCGUGUGGCACACACCUGCGACUGGUCCUCCCAAACUCUAUUUCGUCGAUGCUAGCUUACAUUAUGACAUCCUAGCCUACAAUUUUCAUAAAACAAGAGGAACAUUCAAAAAUUAUAAUCUCGCCUUGAACUGGGCUAGAACUCCUAUGACGGGAUAUCCACGUCGUCUGACAAUUGAUAGGACUGGUAACCUCUGGGUGCCUCUUUAUGAUGGUCGCGGAAUUAUUCAAGUUGAUCCAGACGAAAACAAAAUAUUACAAUAUAUUCCCAUGCCUGCAAAAAGAGUCGGCGCGUGCAUUUUCGGAGGUCCAGGCUAUGAUAUUUUAUAUGUAUCAACAAUAGGAUAUGGCCAUAAAGAUGAUCCUGAGUUACGUCCACAAGGAGAUCAAGGUGGUACAAUUUUCGCUUUCAGGGACCUUGGCGUGAAAGGGUGGGCGCCAGAACAAUACAGGAUGGAUAUGGAUAAAAUACCCAACAGUGUCCAGCUAAUCUAA